GUUUUUCUUUUAUUGUUCUUCUGUGAACCGUGGUGGAGACAUGGAUGUUAGUGUAAAUUCCUAUUGUACCGUGUUGGAUAAAACAAGCCAAUCUAAAUUCCUUUGUUACACUCGCAGGAAAGACGGAAUGCUUAGUGUGUGUUUUAACUGACAGUGGAAGUCUGAUGGGGAGCGCAUUAGUUUCAUCACACAUGCGCACUAAAACGGGUUUCAUCGUGUGCUGUAGUCUGACAGAUGCUGCAAAUGUCUGGAGUGUGGAGUACACUAAGGACAGCCUGAAGCACCUUGGUCAGCGGUUUGCCUUAAAAUCUACAGAGGAUUAUGUCUUGAAACUCAGGGCAUUCUGCAAUAGUGGAGAUGUGUCAGUUGCCGUGCAUGAGGUUGGUGCAGAGCUGCAUUUGGGAUCCAGUCCAGAAGACCUGAGUAUAACCCUGUCCAGACUGGAAGGGCCACAGGCCACAGACAAGUUGAAGGAGCUGCUGUUCACGAUGGCUGACAGCCUCACACAGCUUGACAGUGGCCCCUCAAAUGGACCCCCCUCAGCCAGUCCAGUGAAAAAUUACCAAAGACGGCCCACAGAAUUUGAGCCCUGGCAGCAGCAGAACAGUGCUCCAGCAAUGACCAUGAAGAAAAGACUUCCGGGGUCCUCACUCAUCAACCCAGGGGUUAAAAAAAAGCAGCAAGCGACUGGCGUUGCCUUUGAUGAUGCAGAUGAAGACUGAUAGUCCUCCUUGUACUCAUAGUCCUGCUGCGUAGCCAGAGAUGAAUGAUCUUUUAAUCCGCUAACAGAACAUGAAAACCUCAGUGCAUAUUUAUGGGAUCAAAGCUUAAACUUGAACUGCUUUUUAUGAAACACUGACUUUUUAUGCUGUAUAAUGGUUGUCUCCAAUAAAUGAUUGAAUGAUAAUUUGUAAUAAAAUAACAUAAGAAACACA
Messenger RNA from Oreochromis niloticus (Nile tilapia), 935 nucleotides. It is a transcript of the gene paxx, whose product is annotated as PAXX non-homologous end joining factor. Gene Ontology annotation, biological process: double-strand break repair via nonhomologous end joining. The record is from RefSeq and is a predicted model, not a curated record. Gene Ontology annotation, cellular component: nonhomologous end joining complex; nucleus; site of double-strand break. The coding region runs from base 165 to 722 and encodes 185 amino acids. The transcript has 7 exons. NCBI's taxonomy places the organism in Eukaryota, Metazoa, Chordata, Actinopteri, Cichliformes, Cichlidae. Gene Ontology annotation, molecular function: molecular adaptor activity.